CGGCACGAGACCGCAGCGGUUCAGAUGUCAGACAGACCCCGGUCUGCACGAGCUGGUUCACCCUCUUUUAUCACCUUUUCUGCAACCCAACAUGGACAUUGUACUGGACACUCGCGGACAGCGAAAACUUAAGUCAUUGCUGUUUAUUUACCUCUUUAUCGUGAAUGUAGCAGCUGAUUGUCCUAGACCUCCAGCAGAUGGAAAUAUGGUCUUGUCCCGUGAAGCACAACUAAUGAAUGAGUUCCCAGACAACGUUGAUGUCACCUUGGAAUGUGCCAGUGGAUAUGUUCAAGAAAGUGGCUCUGGGACUAUGAGUUGCAUUGAUCAGAAAUGGACGGAACCAGAUCUUAUCUGCAAGAAGAAGGACUGUGGCCUCCCUCCAGCACAACCAAAUAUGAUAUUCAAUGCAAGUGAGGGUACUCUGUUUGGUGCUUCACUGCAAGUACAUUGUAUUCCAGGUUACCUGAUAAGCGGGUCAAGCUAUAAACAGUGCUUUGCUUUUGGGUGGAGUGGAAGAUCAACGUGUGAACUUGCUACUUGUGAAGCACCUCCUGAAGUACAAUAUGGCAGCAGCUCUUGGGUUUCUCAAGAGAAUCCAGAAUAUGGACAAAGCAUUUCCUACAACUGUAAUGAAGGCUUCACUCUUGUUGGGGAAUCUAGUAUUAUGUGCAUGGAUACUGGUGAAUACAACUUUGCUGCCCCUGAGUGCAAAGGUGUGACAAACGAAGGUAGCAUAACAACAGAAAAGUCAACAUCAGCUCCUGCAUCACCAGUACCAGAAACAUCCUCUUCUACAGUUCCACCUACCACAGCCGCAGCUCUCAGAAAUAAAACUGUCACAGACCAUGCAUCCUCAACUGUCUCACCAUCACAGCAAGCUUUGACAGCUACGGAUAGUGUCUCCAAAACCAGAGUAACGUCACCAGGCACACGGGCUUCGCUUCAAGGCAUUCAGAAUCUGGAUGUAAAUGCUCACAAACAUAUCGGUUAUGUCCCAGCUAUAGUCACAGUGAUAGCCGUAUUCAUAGUUGGAGGCAUACUUGCAGUCUUUCUGAUAAAAAUCUUUCUCAGGAGAAAAGGCUCGUAUGACACCAGAGAAGAUGUGAAGCCGGAAUUCUCACAGUUCACAAAUCUUUAGAUUGCCUUCUUCACUCAGCUCUGGAAAUGGCAUCGCCCCGAUCUGAUCUCUUAUUGCGAAGAAAGAUGCGUCACCAAACACUGAACCCUCGACGGAAACAAGAAAACUAACUUUUUAAUAUUUUUGUACUAAAAAUAGAAGAUGAUCAAACUUGCUGCACAUGUAAUUUAACAUUAUGCUUUUUGUAUUUAUUUUUUCAUACAUUUUCACAAAGUUGUAAAUAUUUUUUUUCAAUUAAGUAUUAUUUUUUAUAAUUUAUCUGUUUAACUCAAGUAAACAUUAUAGUAUUGUCUCCUUGUGUUGUUUACUUUUUACACUUUUUUUACUAAAAGAAUUUGAGUUUGAUGUUUUUGAGGAAAACCUCCAGUCUAUAAGUGUCUGUGCUGUUUUAUUAUGAGACAACCAGCAGAAGUCUUUCAGGAAGUGAACAAUGCGGCUUAUUCAGCCACAGACUGAGCUGGUGGCUGUUUAAGAUACAAUCAGUUACAUUCUUCGCCUCCUGGGAUUCUUUUCACGAUUGUCUAUUGAUUGUAUUCUUUGAGUUAUUUUGUAUGUAAAUGUAUAUAUGUACACACAUACAUACACAGGAAAAUUCAAAUAAAAGUG
Messenger RNA from Cololabis saira (Pacific saury), 1744 nucleotides. Its product is annotated as complement decay-accelerating factor-like. The coding region runs from base 92 to 1138 and encodes 348 amino acids. The record is from RefSeq and is a predicted model, not a curated record. The transcript is spliced from 12 exons. Lineage: Eukaryota; Metazoa; Chordata; Actinopteri; Beloniformes; Belonidae.